GAAGACUAUGAACUAGUUUUUGAACUGGUGGUAUGCAUUGUUUCGCGUUGUCGUUUGUGAAUCUAAAUUUUAAUUCAACAAAAUCAUGAUGAUUGGAGUAACUUCCUUUCUGUUGGUGGAUGUUGCAUUAGACAGCAAUGGAGAACUUUGAAUUGGCCCUUAAAGCUGACAACUCAAACACUAAUGCUAGAUAUUGGUUGUCCAAACUACAUAUGAAAUACCAUGUACCUGGCUAUUCCUGUAAAUUUGUUAUAGGGGCUGCUUUAUCAGUGGAAGCCUCUGACGGUGAUCCAGAUGCACAGUAUGAGGUCGGUUGCCGCCUAAGAGUUGAGAAUGACUAUGCUCGAUCAGAUCAGCGAGCUUUCCGUUAUCUGGAGAAGGCAGUUGACCAGCUGCAUGCAUCCAGGUGCUGUCUACCUUUUGGUGCUGUAUAUUUGACAGGGGAUUGCUUGAAAAAAGAUGAAGCCUCGGCUUUCUGGUGUUUCUCUACUGCUUUGAUACUAAGAGCAUGCUUUGCCAAGAUUAGAAAAUGUAAAUUACUUUUCUGGAAAUUUAGUGAAGAAUUACUUGAUAUGUGGUUGGAAAGGGAGAUGCUUUGUAGCUUCGAAUGCAUCGUUAAUUACAAUCUCAAAAGCUACCUACUAGUUCUUUCAUGGUGUGGCAGUUCAUUCUCCUUGAAGCUUGUUACUUCCGAUUUCCCCCAAGGGAAUGUUUUAGGUGUUCCAGUUCCUCAAUUACUAACCAAAUUCAAUGCAAAAAGAGGAUCCUCCAACAGAAAAUCAAGGAAGAAUGCUGGAAGCCUCGAACUUAAUCCAGGAAUGGCAAGAGAACAAUUCGAGAUAGCUGACAAAUCUGGAUGUGAUCUGAGAUUUAGAUGGCUAGAAAGAUUCGAGGAGGAAGAAAGGAACCUUCUCGUUUCACAAUCAUGAUCAUCAUACGAGGCAUGGCGGCUCAUUAAACAUUGAUCAACGACAUAUUCAUCAAGUAGUAUAUUAUUAAUCUGAAUAAAUAGUAAAGAACAAUUCAUAAAUCCUAUUAUCAAUUUCACUUUGUUUUGUUCAGAUUGGAGAUAGUGCUGCUGCCCGAGUUCUAUUUUUCUUCUUUUGUUUUUAGCAGAACACAUCAAUCAUAUCCCAUGCUGGUCGUGACAUUUGGCUAUUCAUUAUUGAUUUUUGAUUCAAGAAUGUCUUAACAAGCAGUAUUUGUACCAUGAAACCAGAAAACACAGAGAAAAGGGGGGAAAGAAGAAGCAUUAUUCUAGUGUAACAUCAAAUACAUGGUAUAUUUGUUGCAUGUUCUGCCUAUAAUCUUCUGUCAACUCAUCCAAUACUGGUAAAUUUGCAGACAGUUUGUAGCAUAUCCUGAAAUGGAUCUGGUUUAGCAGCAGAAUUAGUGAAGUUUGUUACAAGGAAUAACAUUGAGAUAUACAGUGAAUGUUGAAACAUCAGCAGAGCCUUUAAACCAGGAGAUUGCUUUACAGAAUGAGCAACACUGUACUACUACUAGUAUAGUACCAUGGUAUUUUUGGAAAACUAUGCCAUUCCCCGUAUAUGGUACCAAUAUGCUGAGAUCGAAACUCGUGUUUUUUCUGGUCAAGGCGCUGAACUAGCAACUAUUGGAAAAUCUGCUAAACAAGAGCUUGGUGAGCUGAACUAUUGGUGGUAGGGUUGUGAUUGGUUCCACCACGACCGAUCAAGUUAGUUUUGUAGAUGAGCUAGAAGUUUGGAAGAGUAACACGAGUUAGUCUCUUAGUUGGGAUGGAAUGGAUAAGUGGUUAUAUAGGUGGAGAAGCUGAUGAGUUAGGUAAGAUGACACAUCUCUUGAUGGUUG
Messenger RNA from Olea europaea var. sylvestris, 1830 nucleotides. RefSeq lists its product as uncharacterized. The record is from RefSeq and is a predicted model, not a curated record. NCBI's taxonomy places the organism in Eukaryota, Viridiplantae, Streptophyta, Magnoliopsida, Lamiales, Oleaceae. Gene Ontology annotation, molecular function: protein binding.